AUGAAAGUCACUUCCGUCGCGUACGUGGCCGCACUAUGGCCAGCGUCUACAGUGCUGGCGCUGGACUCUGAUACAGUACCCCUUCGUGGUGCCCCCCGGUCCCCCGAUGAGACGCACAGUCUCCGCAGAACCUUGACUGCGCCGAAGAAUACCCCAGCCGUGGAAAACCGUCGGGACCUUUACUUUGCGAGUCCAGAAAUAGCGCAGCAGCCUACCAAUAGCAAGGGGACCGGCGAGGGAGAAGACAAACCCAAUAGAAUGUACCGAGGCAGUUUCAAUUCUCCUUAUGAUGGUCGCUCCAAAGCAAAAUACAGUGGCACUUUCGCCUCUCCCUAUGCUGAUCGAUCCAGUUUCGGGGAAGAAGGCGCUACCAACACUCCUCAGACGGCUGCACCCACAAUCGAAAAGCAAGACGAAUUGGAUGCUCCCGAUCUUGGUCAAACUCCUCCGAAGGAGGAAUACAUGUUUCACUCUUACUUCGGAAAUAGAUCCAGUAUUGAAGAGGGAGCCAUCAAUCACUCUCCUUAG
Messenger RNA from Phaeodactylum tricornutum CCAP 1055/1, 528 nucleotides. RefSeq lists its product with no specific name. NCBI's taxonomy places the organism in Eukaryota, Bacillariophyta, Bacillariophyceae, Surirellales, Neidiaceae. The transcript has a single exon. Bases 1 to 528 code for a protein of 175 amino acids. The record is from RefSeq and is a predicted model, not a curated record.